Macroventuria anomochaeta is the source of this 1830-nucleotide messenger RNA. Its product is annotated as S-adenosyl-L-methionine-dependent methyltransferase. The record is from RefSeq and is a predicted model, not a curated record. The coding region runs from base 119 to 1648 and encodes 509 amino acids. The transcript has 3 exons. Gene Ontology annotation, biological process: cellular response to biotic stimulus. NCBI's taxonomy places the organism in Eukaryota, Fungi, Ascomycota, Dothideomycetes, Pleosporales, Didymellaceae.
CUCGAAGCUCCCCUGGUUCGCUUAGUGGGCUACACCGUUCAAUCUUGGCACAUGCAGCUGUCCUUCGAAAACACCACGUCUUCUUUUCGUCCAGCAAAAUUCACUGGAGUUGCGCAAGAUGAGCGGCAACACCUCUGAGGAGACUUUCGAGUUCAUCGAAACGCCUGCGGCGUCUUCGACCGUCUCCGAGUUCGAUUGCGGGGUCAAGACCACUUCGUACCCUACGAUUGCCAAUGCCCCUCUCCCCGCUGAGGGUUCCGGCCGCGACUCGUUCUCGAACUACUUCCUCAUCUCGCUGCUAGUCGGUGUCCCUGCCUACUUCACCUGGAACUUGGGCGGUGGCUUCAAGACAUGGGUUUUUCUCGCCCUUCUCUUGGCUCUGCCUAUCCUCGGUCCCUUCUGGUGGCUGACCUCUGAGUUUGCGCCCCGCAAGAACGAGAAGGCCAGACUGCCUGGCAAGAACAUUGAGCACUACUUGAAGUUCAAGAAGGAGGAGGACCGCGACGCCUACUAUGGCAAGAAGAAGAUCCCCAUCGAGACCUUCCAGGAGAAGUACUUCGAUGGCGAGAUCGAGCUCAACGGUGACAUGCUCGAGGUCCUCGAAUGGCGCCACGACUGGUCCAAGCCCCGCUUCACUCUUGGUCUGAUCAAGCACUUCCUCUUUGGCAUGAUUCCCGAGAUGAUCGUUCACUCCAAGUCUCAGGACGAGGAGCAGGUCCGAGACCACUACGACCGCGGCGACGACUUCUACGGCUGGUUCCUUGGCCCACGCAUGAUCUACACUUCCGGUAUAAUCUCUGACAUCAAUAAGGAGGAGUCUCUCGAGCAGCUCCAGGACAACAAGAUGGCUAUUGUCUGCGAGAAGAUCGGCGUCAAGAAGGGCGACAAGAUGCUCGACAUUGGCUGCGGUUGGGGUACUCUCACCAAGUUUGCUUCCGCCAACUACGGUGCUCACGUUACUGGUGUCACACUUGGUCGCAAUCAGACUGCCUGGGGUAACAAUGGUCUCAGGCGAGUUGGUAUCCAGGAGGACCAGUCCAAGAUCCUCUGCAUGGACUACCGUGAGAUCCCCGUCCCCGCUGGUGGCUACGACAAGAUUACCUGUCUCGAGAUGGCCGAGCACGUCGGUGUUCGUCACUUGGGUGGCUUCUUCCGUCAGGUUUACGACAUGCUUGAGGAUGACGGUGUUUUCUUCCUCCAGAUCGCUGGUCUCCGUAAGGCAUGGCAGUUCGAGGACUUCACUUGGGGUCUGUUCAUGAACAAAUACGUCUUCCCCGGUGCUGACGCUUCCACUCCGCUGGGUUUUGUUAUUGACACCCUUGAGGGUGCUGGUUUCGAAAUCAAGAUGGUCGACACGAUCGGUGUCCACUACUCGGCUACUCUCUGGAGAUGGUACCGCAACUGGCUCGGUAACAAGGACAAGGUCAACGCCAAGUACGGUGCCCGCUGGUUCCGCAUCUGGGAGUACUUCCUUGCCUACUCUACGAUCGCAUCCCGCCAGGGUUCCGCCACUUGCUUCCAGAUUACCUGCGUCAAGAACCUCAACGCCGUCCACCGUGUCGAUGGUAUCAACACCCAAUUCUCCCUGGCUGGUGCUCUUGAGUCGAGCAAGGCCAAGAACGCUAACCUCCUUCCCAAGAAUAUUUGAAUCGAAUAGUUCGUUCGACAAUCUGCGUCGGCAGAUCACCAAGAGCAUCGUCGGCUCGAGUAGGAAAUCGGCGAAAAAGAUGCACAGGAUACAUUCGAUGAUCGUGUAGACAAAAGUAUGGUUAUGACUUCGUUCGAUGUAUCGAUUUUGGCCCUGGCAAUGAGCAUGACAUGUAUGAUGAU